UCCCUCAGUAGUCAGUAUAUGUGCUACUUGCACAUUACACACAUAAUAUAAUAAAUUAUCACUAUCUAAUAUAGGUUUUCGGUCUUAAAACUCACGAUCAGGCGUGGUUCUGAUUUAAAAAACACUUUUUAGUUAUAAUCGGUCCAGUGUGAAUUUAACUCAUCGGUGUUGUUUAAUGUUUAAAUGAUUUGAUACAUCUUACUUGGUUUUUAAACACUUAAUGAGCAAAGAUGACAACAAACAUGUCAUUCAUAAAGUCGUCUCCAAUUUCACACGUAUUGUUCACACUGGUGUUUUUUGUGUCUGGUUUUACUGUCAACUUGUUACAGUUAUUAUUUUUUAUAAUUUUGUGGCCAGUAAACCAAGAGCUAUUCAGAAAAAUUAACUACUAUUUUUCAUACAUUGUUUACUCAGAACUCGUUUUCAUAUCCGAUUGGUGGGCUGGUGUACCGUAUUACUUUUAUGUAGACAAAGAAGAUUAUAAGCACUUUGGUAAAGAACAUGCUAUAUUCAUUAUUAACCACAAAUACGAAAUUGACUGGUUAACUGCUUGGGUCGUUCACGAUCGAAUCGGCGGGAUUCUAGGGAACUGCAAAGCAUUCGCAAAAGACAGUCUCAAGUACAUGCCCGUGAUUGGUUGGGCUUGGUGGUUCGGCGAAUUUUUAUUCCUCCAGAGGGAUUUGGUAAAAGACAAGCACACAAUCGAAACUAAGCUCGGAAAAUUGUUCGAACAUGAAAACCCAGUCACGAUGUUGCUAUACGCAGAAGGCACCAGGUUCACAAAGGAUAAACAAGAGGCCAGCAUUAAGUUUGCUCGGUCUAAAGGACUGCCGGAGUUGAAGGAACACUUGCUCCCGAGAACUAAAGGUUUUAGCAUUGGAUUGCCUCAUUUUAGACACAAUCUGCCAGCCGUCUACAACGUUCAAAUCGCUUUUAAAGGAAAAGAAAAACCAUCGUUGAGAUCAUUGUUAAGUGGUCAACGGUUAGAAGCACAUGUGUACAUGGAAAGAAUACCUAUUGAACAGGUUCCAGAUGGUGACAAAGCGUGUGAAAAAUGGAUGUAUGACAUGUACGAGAAAAAAGAUAAAAUGAUGGUCAGCUUCUUCAACACAGGAGAUUGGUUCAAGGAAAGUGGUGUAAAGCCAGUGGAGAAAUUUGUUCCACCAUAUCGUUAUUAUUGCCUUCUAAACAUGAUUUUUUGGUCAAUCUUAAUUUUAAUACCGUUUUUCUACUUGGCAUUUAACAUUUUAACUUCGGGAAAUUUACUUCAUAUACUAUUGUUGGUGGUACCAAUUGGCUUACUUCAUGUAAUUUUAUCCAAAAUGUUGAACGUUUCUGAAAUAAGCAAGACAUCUUCACAAUACGGCACAGAGAAACAAAAAACGAAAUAAAUACAAACUAUUGAAGUAAAGAACAAAAUAAAUGUUUAAAGAAGUUUUGAAGUAAUAGUUUCAAGUUAAUAAUGUAUGUUUAAAUACAUGGCUAUAUUGCCAUUGGCCAUAAAGCUAUACUAUAUAUUUCAAUAAUUUCAAAUAUUGUUUCGGCGUUUACUAUUGUUUUUAACUAUUUUUUUUUAUUCCUAACAAUAAAAAUAAUAUAUUAUGUAAAUAACAUAUUACGUAUUUUUUCUUAUAAUGCACUUAAAAAAAAUAUAGUUAAAAAAAUUGAAUUUAUUCAUUUUAAAUACAAUGUACAAUGUUUACAUACUAUACAAUGAUUACAAUUCACAACAAUUUAAUAAAAAAUAUAUAUAAUUUUAGCUUAUAUUCAUAAUAAAACUUCUAAGUGAAAUCAUUUGGUUAAGUUUUAGGGUAAUUACUAAUUUAUUAUACAUAUAUAUAUAUUAAUUUUAA
This is a messenger RNA of Myzus persicae (green peach aphid), 1853 nucleotides long. RefSeq names its product 1-acyl-sn-glycerol-3-phosphate acyltransferase delta-like. The coding region runs from base 231 to 1391 and encodes 386 amino acids. The record is from RefSeq and is a predicted model, not a curated record. The transcript has 7 exons. NCBI's taxonomy places the organism in Eukaryota, Metazoa, Arthropoda, Insecta, Hemiptera, Aphididae. Gene Ontology annotation, molecular function: 1-acylglycerol-3-phosphate O-acyltransferase activity. Gene Ontology annotation, cellular component: endomembrane system.